Molecule: messenger RNA, 1275 nt
Organism: Trichoderma breve
Lineage: Eukaryota; Fungi; Ascomycota; Sordariomycetes; Hypocreales; Hypocreaceae
Product: aminotransferase class I and II domain-containing protein
Exons: 6
Coding region: 1-1275 (424 amino acids)
Biological process (GO): biosynthetic process
Cellular component (GO): cytoplasm; mitochondrion
Molecular function (GO): L-kynurenine:2-oxoglutarate transaminase activity; pyridoxal phosphate binding
Source: RefSeq, a predicted model, not a curated record
AUGAGCGGCAGCUUCAAGGUAAAACCUGCGGCCAGAGUGUCGGGGCAGAAGCAGGAUGUGUGGACCAUUGUCAAUGAGGCGGCAGCUGCGUCGCCCAAGCAGCCCAUUGUGAACAUGGGCCAGGGCUUCUUCGGCUACAACCCGCCGAAAUUCAUUCUCGAUGCUGCCAAGGAGGCGCUGGACCGCGUUGAUUGCAACCAGUACUCGCCUACCAAGGGCAGGCCGAGGUUAAAGAAGGCCAUUGCCGAUGCCUAUUCGCCCUUUUGGGGGAGGAAGAUUAACCCCGAGACUGAGGUGACGAUUACGACGGGGGCCAAUGAGGGUAUGCUCAGUGCCUUCAUGGCUUUCAUUGAGCCGGGUGACGAGGUCAUCAUCUUUGAGCCCUUCUUCGACCAGUACAUUAGCAACAUCGAGAUGCCUGGCGGCAAGAUUGUCUAUGUGCCCAUGCACCCUCCAGCCACCGGAGCCACUAAGACCUCUUCAGCAGCCGACUGGACCAUUGACUUUGACGAGCUAGAGAGAGCCAUUACUCCCAAGACAAAGAUGAUUGUCCUCAACACCCCUCACAACCCCGUUGGCAAAGUCUUCUCCAAAGACGAACUGCAAAAGAUUGGUGACCUGUGCGUCAAGAACAACAUCAUUAUCCUCUCCGAUGAGGUGUAUGACCGCCUGUUCUACGUGCCUUUCACCAGAAUCUCGACCCUGUCUCCUGAAAUCGAGCAGUUGACAAUCACGGUUGGCUCUGCUGGCAAGAACUUUUACGCCACAGGUUGGCGUGUUGGCUGGCUCAUGGGCCCGGAGCAUCUCAUCAAAUAUGUCUCUGCGGCACAUACACGAAUUUGCUACUCGUCUGUCUCGCCUCUACAGGAAGCCUGCGCCGUUGGAUUCGAAAAGGCCGAGGCCGAAGGUUUCUGGGACGAUGCCAUCCGCGACAUGAAGGGCAAGAUGGACCGUUUCAACGAGGUCUGGGACGAGCUUGGCCUCCCUUACUCGGAGCCCGAAGGCGGCUACUUUGUCCUCGUCAACAUGAACAAGGUUCAACUCCCGGAGGACUACCCCUUCCCUCCCCACGUGGCAAGCCGGCCGCGAGACUUUAAGCUGUCGUGGUUCUUGAUCCAGGAGGUUGGCGUUGCUGCUAUCCCGCCGACUGAGUUUUACACGGAUGAGAAUGCGCACAUGGCGGAAGAUUACCUCCGAUUUGCGGUUUGCAAGGAGGAUUCGAUAUUGGAGGAGGCGAAGAACAGGUUGAGGGGACUGAAGAAGUAUAUGAAAUAA